This is a messenger RNA of Dreissena polymorpha, 5305 nucleotides long. Its product is annotated as F-box only protein 30-like. The transcript is spliced from 4 exons. The coding region runs from base 203 to 2047 and encodes 614 amino acids. NCBI's taxonomy places the organism in Eukaryota, Metazoa, Mollusca, Bivalvia, Myida, Dreissenidae. The record is from RefSeq and is a predicted model, not a curated record. Gene Ontology annotation, molecular function: zinc ion binding; protein binding; ubiquitin protein ligase activity.
UGCAAACAGGGAGAGCAUCAGCUGCUGUGCUUGUAAAUCGUCUGUCAAAAUAUUCAGUAAAGUCGCAAUCGCUUUGAUCUUAAGAAUGACUUGUCGCAGUUACCUGGCGGACCCUGAUUUCGAAAUUCGUGUGCCCUGGCGAAGGACUGUUAAAUCACCUGUGGAAAGGACUACAUAAACUAGGUUGAACUAAACUCGCAUAAUGACCUCCCACGCCCACUGCUCAACAUGCAUUAAGAUCAACUGUACUACAAAACCAGAUGACAUAUCAUCAUGCAGUCUUAUGUACUGCUCACUGGACUGCGGCUUUAGGUUUCAUUCAUGCAAACAGGGAGAGCAUCAGUUGCUGUGCUUGAAAGAGAACGUCUCCUGUAUCAACUCUAUCUAUGGAUGUCCAAUCAGACUACCUCGAUGGAAGAUCCUAUCACAUUUGACUGUUUGUCCAGCCAGUGUUGUCCUAUGUAGUCGAGAAUGGAAUCGCUGGCCAAUGCAUUCUAAAGAAGAAGGUUGGAAAGCAAUUCUACCCUUCAAGCACCCGCAUGUAAAAUGCGCUCAGUUUGAUGUUGCUCUAGCUCUAUGGGAUCAGAAAAUAUUAAUGGAUUCAUUUAGGACACCGAAGAAGACAAGGAGAAUUCUGCGAAAUUGCUUGACACAGUGCUAUCCAGCAGUGCCCAUACAAUCUUACUCAAGCCUUCUCGAAAGCCCAGGCUCUGAUACCUCUCAGUUGUCGGAGGAUGAGUCAGAGACACCUUGGGAUCUCAACCAGUCACCCCCAGGCCUUCAGAAAACCAUUCUGAAUCAGCUCUCUGUCUGUGAAGGGAAAACAAGCCUGUAUGCUGCCACGAGACAGGCUUCAGAAAGUCUUACCAGUGCUUUAGAUUAUGUAACUGGAAAGCAGGGAUUGAAAAGACUGGCAGAGGCUGUUCAGUCUCAGAAGGAACUUUUUCAUGUUUCAGAAAUUGACAUUAAAGAAGUUAGUAGUGGAAUGAAGUCUGUUACUAUAACAAAGCAAAAUGAUGCUAAUAAUUCAAAUGUCAAUGUUCCUACGGCAAUGUCUAGUUUGGAAUACCAAGAAAAACUUCUCGACAUUUAUUACACGGAUAAGAAAUUAUUUGAAAUACUUGGUUUAGAUUUAGCCAUUAAUUUCAUUUCUUCGUAUCAAGCAAAGCCCCUCAAGAUGUACACAUUUCUCUGCGGCAGAGAAUUUCGUCGUGAUGAAUAUCCCUGGCAUGUGAAGAACUUCCACGCUGAGAUCCAGUGCACACUGAAUCAUUGGUUUGAACAGCGCUGCCCUUUGGCCUAUCAGGGAUGCACAUUUGCUUUCCAGAGGUUCAAACCUAAGAUCCCAGAUGGACAUAUAGUGCAUAGUCCCAUACUGCAAAGUUUUGGUUUCCGACAGGGUGAUGAAUAUGAAGUGGACAUGAAUCACAAAGACGGUAAACUGACUGAAGAGGAAGACAUUCGGACCGUAUGGGGAAGAAAGCGACUGCGGGAAGCUACACCAGAAAUUCACACUUCCUACAAGUGUGAUGCCAGUGUGACCAUCAUACCUAGGUACAGGUCAGUGUCUCGUGAAACUUCACCCAUGAAAAGUUAUGGAGCUUCUUUUGAUGAGCGAGAGUGUUUGUUGACUGAUCUUCCGUUUGAAGUUCUACAGAACAUUGCAAGGGGCCUGGAUGGUUACAGUCUACAGCAUCUCUCAAUGACAUGUAAGCUGUUUCAGAAUGUAUGCUGCAGUUUGCUGGAUCAAUGUGGCAUCGUGUCACUUGUCUGGGAGAAGAAUAGUGAAGGAAAGUGGGAUGUAGCCUACAAGAAAUGGCAGUUCAGUAGUGGCUUUACGUCAGUCCAGCAAUGGGACUUCACAGACAAGGGGUCUGCUCUCAGUGAACACUUGAAGACUUGUCCGUACAAUCAGGAUGAGCAUAAAAACAUCAAAACAGAUCCAUGGCUGACUGUAGACACAAGCGAUCUUCAAAAUUACCAUGCAGAAAAUGAUGAUGUAGGGACAAAGUACAGGAACAAGUGCCGAAAUCAGUGGUCACAGUAGCAGCAUCUUUUUGAGGAGCAUAAAUUCCCAAUGAGAGCUCCUACACAUGCUUGAAACAUCAUGUACGAAAACAUAAACAAGAAGAUAUUGGGUGUCUCAUACAGUAUUCUGAUGUUAAAAGUUUUUAAUCCUUAACAUCUCAAAUACGCAUUUUGAUGCAUUAAAAGAUCUUUAGAAAAUCAAACUAAAUUAGUCCUUUCUAAAUAUAUUCAAGUGUUAAAGGCUUCAUUUCCAACCCUUAGAUACUGAUGAGCAGCAAACAGCAUAAAACCUGAACAGACUGUGAGUUACUCACAAGCUGUUCUGGUUUUAUGCUGGUUGCACAUAGCCAUUUUCACUUUGCUUCUGAGUGCGAAAGGGUUAAUGUAAGUUUGAAAAAAAGGAACUUAAAUAUGUAAUUACGUUAACUUACAAUUUAUAUUUUUGAAAUGCUUCAGGUGCAAACAGAAGGAAAGAGUAAAAUAUUUAUGUGUUUAUGAUAUUGGAAGAAAACAAUCCCACAUGUUUGAAUGGGGUCCUUACAAUAUUUUGGGUGUUAUUAAAAUAAUGCUCUGUUGCUCCAUCAAAUAAGCAUAUGGUUCUAUUUUUAUGAACACUGUUGAUAUAUGGUCACAAAAUAUGUGUUGCUUAAAAAAGCCGAACCAGCCUUGUGAAUUUACAUAAACCCGUUUUAAAAACUGGCGUGUAUUAUACGAACACAUGAGGCUGGUGGUUUUAUCUGUACCUGUUUCAUAACAAUGUUUAUUUUUUCCCCAUUAUUUUCUGCGCUACAUUUCUACAACAAAUGAAUACAUUCUUCACAGUUCACUGUAAACCUGGCCCUUAAAGGGCUGAAUUUUGCUAAAUUCAAGGACUUUGUGCAGACUGCACAGGCUAAUAUGGACAACACUUCACACACAUGCUUAACCCUUUCAGUGCGGGAACCGAAUUUUGAAGGCCUUUGCAAACAGUUUGGAUCCAGAUGAGACGCCACAGAACGUGGCGUCUCAUCAGGAUCCAAACUGUUUGCUAUUCUAAUAAUAUUCUUUGAAAAAAUUCGAAGAAAAUGCUAAUUUUAGACAUUCAGCAGACGACAUUUUAGCAGACGACAAAUUUCCCAGCAUGCAAACGGUUAAACCCCUCUUUUCAAAGAGAACGUCUCAUAUUCUGAUAGACUUUAUAUUUAUUAUUUUCUGGACCCGUCCAGAGGGGCUUCCGAGGGAAGACUUUAUAUUUAUUUUCUGGACCCGUCCAGAGGGGCUUCCCGAGGGAAGACUUUAUAUUUAUUUUCUGGACCCGUCCAGAGGGGCUUCCCGAGGGAAGCAAUAAGAAGCAGCAUUCAGUACCCUGCUUAUUUACUAGACAUCUUUUCCUAUCUUUAUGUGUUCUAGUGGUUUCAGAUUCAAAAUUGUUUUUGCUAUGUGGUUGCCUGCACAUUUUUGUUCCCGUGACUUUGUUUUAAUCCGUACAAACUAUAUAGAAUGUAUUGAAUAUGAGCAACAUUAAUUGUUUGGUAAUUAUUAACGUUUGUUGACUUUGAUCUCAAUGUAUUGUUGAAACAAUAUUAUAGUUUAUUUAACAAAAAACGAAAAAAAAAAUGUGGUACCCGGAUUGUAAUGACUUUGAUUUGAACGUUUCAUAUUACAUAAAGCUAUGCAUUUUUGUUAUAGAUUUUUCUUUAAAGAGCUUGUAACAGAACUCGUGUGGUUGUGUGUUUUUAAUUUUGUAAAGCGUAAAUAAACUUUGUGUUAAUUUUCUGGGUUUUAAAAUGGUAACAUACUAUCUUUUAGAAACUACACUGUAUCUUGAACAUUAUUUUUUUACAUGAAUGUGUAUGUGUUUGUAAAUGUUUUACCGGUAUAAAAUUAUGUAUGUGUUUAAGUUGGUUUGAAAAUAAUUAUAUUAACAUUUUGUUAAUCUCUUUCAUUUGUUUGAGUUUUAGAUUAUACCAAAACUUGUUUUAAUAUGAUUUGUUUUGCAGCUUAUUAAUUGUAUGUUAAGGAGUGUUGAUGUUUAAAACUUAUACUUUCAGAGAAAAUAUCAACUUAGAUUCAGCAGGCUAACACAGAUGUAUACAUAUAUUAUUGUUUUGAAAAUGCUAGUAGGUUGGUCGAUGUGCCAAAUUGGUUUUAUGUUCUGAGUUUCUUGGUCCUAGGUUAUACAAUUUCUUGUAAAUGCAUGUGGAUGUUAUAAAAAGUUACAGGAAAUUUUAUUUAGAACAUGCAUGCAUAUAUUGCAGAGUAUAGGGACCUGUAGUAUGUGAUGAAACAUAUCUGUGAUUUAGAAUAAUAGGAACUUAACUUACACUUAAAUUUAGCCCUCUGUGGUAUUGGUAUGUAUUGUUUUCAAACUUUGUACUGUGUAACUUUUAUUUAUCCUCAGUUAUUUUUAUUGACAUAAUUUAUCCUAAACAGGCCUAUCAACCUUUUUGAAUAUUUGCUGAUAAGGGAUUGUGGCUUUCAGCAAACAAAAUACUGUACACUUGCCAGAUGGGUGAGUGCUGUAGAUCUUUAGCAUAAUCAAUUAUCAUUGUUCAACCUUUGUUUUAUUAAGAUAUUUGUGUGUACAUUUUUUUGGCAUAUAUUUUUUCUGCUUUUGAGCUUACUCCAGCACAUUGUGUUUGUGAGCUAUCGGUAUAGGGGACAUCUGGAUCAUCUAUAAACCAUCCACAUAGGAUUUUCACAUAAGAACGAGGUAUAAUUUUUUUGUGUUACGUGUUGAUCAAAUUAUACCUUCAAGUACUUUAUUUUAGUGCAAGUAUGACUGCAGCACAUGCAAUGUUCACAUUUCAAUUUUGAAAAUAACAUGGUUUAUGGGAGAUGACAUUGCUUUACACAUUUUCAAAAAUAAUUUGUUACAUGGUUUAAAUACCCCAGAAAUUAUUUACAAAAAAGCAUGAAAUACAAUUAACAUGAUAAUGGCUCAAACAGUAUUAGACACACAUUGAAAUAUUCUAAUUCCAGGCACAAUUUUUCAUUUCUCAAGAAAUAUAUUCCAAACAACAAAAAUUUGCAACAGUUCCUUUAAUGUUGGUACAUUAUACUCAGGUGAGCGUCUCGGUCCAUCAUGGUCCUCUAGUAAAUGUCAGGUAGUGUUUCAUAGCAUUUUCUUGUUAGUUGCAAUAUUUGGAGUCUUUCAUAUCACUACAUUAUUAUUGUUAAUUAUAGUUAACUUAUGUAUACAUGUAAUUUUAUAUUUAUCUUUCUAUGCAACAAUUGUCUACAUGUUUUGAUAACAUCUUUAACAUAAGUUUUCUUAAAAUAAACAGUUUUUCCAUAA